GUGUGUGCUGUGCAUCCACUUACCUCUGAUCCCAGAAAUGAAAGUGAGAAAUCCGUUAUUUAACUGUCAGUUGUCUGUGCGGCCAAAUGCCAGGAUGUACUUCUGUGUAUUUAUCCUGAGUUGUCUGUAGUCUGCCUGUUUCCCCAUUCCUCCCAUAAUGAUAUUUUCUAUUAGAAUAUACACAAAACCAAGGCUAAUAUCCCAGGCACUAGCCAGUGUCACACUCAAAUAGCGAUUUCCUUAAUUUCUGCCAUUAUUUCCCUUAAUGCCCCCUUGUAUCAAUGCUCCGCUCACCUCUGAUCCCAGAAUUAGAAAGUGAGUUUACAGCCAAUCACGUUUUAUGUUUAUUUCCUGAUAGUGAUUGGCUGCAAGUUCAGCAAGUGUUUACAUGCUGUUUAGAUAAGUGGGACCCCAGUAAGGAGAUGUGGGGGUUCAGCUCAUGUAUCUUUGAUAAGGAAUAUUAAUUCUAAUGGACAAUGUUAGGCUGGGAGAAACAGUCCUGCUCUCUUGCACACCUCAAUAAAACCACACUGACAAAAACAUGGGACAGAUUUAUAUAUUUGAGUUGUCUGCCACAUGUCAUCUGUCUCCAUUUCCUGUUCUUUAGACCAAGUGACCAAUGCAGAAAAUAUUCCCCCGGACCAGAAACCGCUUUCAGAGACUUGUGUAAAUGCUGGUCUGCCAGGCGGAUGUCUAAGAAACAUCGGCAGAAGAUCCUCAUAAUGCAUCUGGAAAAAGAGACCGCACAAUCUAUAUACUCACCAUGCAAAAAACGAAAAGGAUCCAGUACUAAAGAUAGACACGCUCCAGUAAUCAGGGGCCAACCCACAAGCAGCCAUCAUGGCACCACCUCUCCAAAACCGAAAGCCCAACUGACCAUGCCCUCAACUCCAACUGUACUGAAGAGGAACAUUCUGGCGAAGUCUAAAAAUUCAGUAGAACAAGAGCUUGGGAAAAUGCAAGUGCUUCAGAAGGAAAUGCUAGAGAGUCUCAAGAAAAAUGAGCAUUCCAUGAAAGUUGCCAUAUCUGGAGCAGAUAGCCUUUCUGGUUCCAUGAUUCAAGAAGGCUUUGAGCUGGCUACAGCAAAAAGGGCCAAGGAUCGCCAGGAGUUUGAGAAGUGCUUGGCAGAGAAGGAAGCUCGGGAAGCAACGGGAAGAGGAAGAAAGGGAAGAGAUCAAUCAGUUGAGGCAAGAGCUGCCAGUCCAGUCAAACAGAGGAGGAAGGCUUUACAGGACCAACAGCACUCAAGACCAUGAAGCCAAGAAAUUGGGGGUACUAACACUGAGGGCUGAACCGUCCCUCUACUUCGACCCCUCUACUGCCUUGUAAGGACACGGUGGAAGAGCAGAUCCAGAGAACACAACUAACAGCCUCUCCCAGUCCUAGUGGGGGCAGGAAAACACAGGACACACCAGUGAUGGAUAUAAAAUUCACAGAGAGCUCUAACACUUCCCCUGUUGUUUUGGAGGAGAAAGAAUAAUUUUUAUGGUGAGUAAAUGCAUCUCUUUUUUCCCCCACAUCUGAACAAGCUCACAAGAAGGUCUCUAUCCUCGUGUAUUGGAAUUUCUUAAAUGAUACCCUAGGGCA
This is a messenger RNA of Xenopus laevis (African clawed frog), 1587 nucleotides long. RefSeq names its product targeting protein for Xklp2-A-like. Bases 477 to 1256 code for a protein of 259 amino acids. The transcript is spliced from 7 exons. The record is from RefSeq and is a predicted model, not a curated record. NCBI's taxonomy places the organism in Eukaryota, Metazoa, Chordata, Amphibia, Anura, Pipidae.